Messenger RNA from Ananas comosus (pineapple), 3053 nucleotides. Its product is annotated as beta-galactosidase 11-like. The transcript has 19 exons. Gene Ontology annotation, molecular function: beta-galactosidase activity; carbohydrate binding. Gene Ontology annotation, biological process: carbohydrate metabolic process. The record is from RefSeq and is a predicted model, not a curated record. Gene Ontology annotation, cellular component: vacuole; cell wall. NCBI's taxonomy places the organism in Eukaryota, Viridiplantae, Streptophyta, Magnoliopsida, Poales, Bromeliaceae. The coding region runs from base 184 to 2697 and encodes 837 amino acids.
UCCUCUUCAAAGUGGCCACCGCCCCUUCCCCCCUGCCUCGCCCCUCUCCCCCCAAAGGAGAAGCGCGAGCGCAGUCCCAUUCCCAUCACCCCCAAACCCUAAUUCCGAACGAGCACGGGAUCGAGGUGUUACCCACUUUCCUCCCCCGUCCCUCCGAACACGAGAGGAUAGAGGUCUACGGCAAUGGCGAAGGUAUCGCCCGAGACGUCGCUGCGGCUCCUCGCCGUGCUCCUCCUCGUCGCCGUCUCCGCGGCGAAGAAGAAGGCCGCCGUCGGCGUCACGUACGACGGCCGCUCCCUCAUGAUCAACGGCAGGAGGGAGCUGCUCUUCUCCGGCUCCAUCCACUACCCGCGUAGCACACCUGAGAUGUGGCCGGACCUCAUCCAGAAGUCAAAGCAUGGUGGACUGAACGUGAUUCAGACCUACGUGUUCUGGAACGUCCAUGAGCCUGCUCAGGGCCAGUACAACUUCGAAGGAAGGUAUGACUUGGUGAAAUUCAUCAAGUUGAUCCAGCAGCACGGCAUGUAUGCCACCCUCAGGAUCGGCCCCUUCAUCCAGGCUGAAUGGAAUCAUGGAGGAUUGCCAUACUGGCUCAGGGAAGUCAAAGACAUCACCUUCCGGACUAACAAUGAGCCUUUCAAGUACCAUAUGCAGAGGUUUGUGGAAAAGAUAGUGCAGCUUAUGAAGGAUGAGAAGUUAUUCGCUUCUCAAGGAGGCCCCAUCAUUCUAUCACAGAUUGAGAAUGAAUACAAUAACAUUGGAAAUUACUUUAAACUAGAAGGAAAAAAAUAUAUCGAAUGGGCCGGCGAGAUGGCUAAUCAGACAAAUACUGGAGUCCCGUGGGUGAUGUGCAAGCAGAACAAUGCUCCUCAGACAGUGAUUAAUGCAUGCAAUGGAAGGAAUUGUGGAGAUAACUUCGCUGGCCCGAACCAUCCAACCAAGCCUGUCCUGUGGACCGAGAAUUGGACUGCUCAGUAUAGAGUAUUUGGUGAUCCACCAUCCCAAAGAUCAGCUGAGGAUCUUGCAUUCUCUGUUGCACGCUUUUUCUCAAAGAAUGGCACUCUAGCAAACUAUUACAUGUAUCAUGGAGGAACCAACUUUGGGAGGACAGGUGCUGCUUUCGUCAUGCCUAGAUACUACGAUGAAGCCCCUCUUGACGAAUUUGGUUUAUAUAAGGAACCCAAAUGGGGUCAUCUGCGCGACUUGCAUCAUGCCUUGAGAUUGUGCAGAAAAGGUUUGCUUUGGGGAUCAUACUCUGUCCAACACGUGGGUAAUGGCUUUGAUAUUAGGCUUUAUGAGAAGCCCGAAAGCAACGUAUGUGUUGCUUUCCUCCAUAACAAUAAUACCAGAAUUGACGGGACAGUGAAAUUCAGAGGUGUUGAAUACUUCCUGCCUCGUCAUUCCAUCAGCAUCCUCCCAGAUUGUAGGACUGUGGUCUUCAACACCCAGAGGGUGAAUGCUCAACAUAACUCGAGGACGUUCCAUGUAGCAAAGCAGAGUCAACAGAACAACAAAUGGCAAAUGUACCAAGAAGCUGUACCCAAGUUCCGUCAAACUUCGGUCAUAUCAAGAACACCCUUGGAACUAUUUGAGAUGACCAAGGACACUACAGAUUAUUUGUGGUACACCACAAGCUUCAGCCUAGAGGAUGAGGAUUUACCAAUGAGACGUGAUAUCCGGCCAGUGAUUCAAAUCGCAGGCCCCGGCCACAUGGCACAUGCCUUUGUCAAUGGCAUUUACGUAGGAUCGGGUCACGGAGUCAAAUUGGAGAAAAGUUUCAUUUUCCAGAAGCCCAUGGAUCUGAAAGCAGGAAUUAAUCACGUUGCCAUUUUGGCCUUGACAAUUGGAAUGCCGGAUAGCGGAGCUCUCUUAGAGAAAAGGAUCGCUGGUGUUCAUAAAGUUGUGAUUCAAGGUCUCAACACUGGAACUCUGGAUUUGUCGGUAAAUGGCUGGGGCCAUAGGGUUGGAUUGUCUGGAGAGAAGUCAGGAAUCCAUAAUGAGGAAGGAUCUAGCCGUGUUCAGUGGACAGACGCUACGAGCGGAACACCUAUUACCUGGUACAAGAGAUACUUUGAUGCUCCUAAUGGAAAUGACCCAGUUGCCCUAGAUUUGAGCAGCAUGGGGAAAGGGCUAGUAUGGGUCAACGGCGAGUGCAUUGGACGAUAUUGGACUUCGUACCAUUCUCCACUAGGACAACCUUCUCAGUCAGUCUACCACAUUCCCCGCGCCUUCUUGAAGCCGAAGAAUAACUUCUUGGUGGUAUUCGAGGAGGAAGGGGGGAAGCCAGAGGAGAUAUUGGUCAUGACAGUGAAGAGGGACAACAUCUGCACCUUUGUCUCUGAGUUCCACCCAGCGCAUAUUAAGUCGUGGGUGAGGACAGACAACCAGAUCAAGGCUGUGGCCGAAGAAGUGAAGCCGAAAGCUACCCUUAAAUGCUCUGACAAGAAGGUGAUCAAUAAGAUUGUCUUCGCAAGCUUCGGGAACCCGAUGGGCAUUUGCGGUAAUUUCACCGCAGGGACUUGCCACUCUCCACAGGCCAAGAUCCUUGUUGAGAAGCUAUGCUUGGGGAAGAGGUCAUGCAAUCUACCGGUGUCACACAAGGCCUACGGCACGGACGACAGUUGCCCUGGAACCACCAGCACUCUUGCGGUCCAAGCUAAAUGCUCGCGGAGGAACGCAAAGAAGUCGAUGGAAUAAAAUCGCGGUCAUUAAACUGGUCCUCUUUUUUUUUCGAGGACUCAUUAAUAAAAUGUAAUCACUCCCUUUUUUUGGAUAAUUAAAGAUGAUUGUAUUCGGUCUCGAUCCUAAGGAUUAAACUUUGCUUGCAAUAGAUUAAUGGGUCUAUUACUCCAUCAAAAUUUUCCCCUUUCUCUUAAGGGAAUUGUCAUAAUGUGAUCGAUAUCGCCGGCCUCUAUUGCCUUCCCUGAGCUUUAUUACCUAUUUAGAUCUCUUCCUGUGAGCGGUGUUUCGAAUAAGCAAUUGAGCUCAGACUCUUAGAAAUGUAACUGGAUAUGAUGCCUUUUUCCCAAGAAUGAUAAUAAUCGUUUUGGAUC